Messenger RNA from Bemisia tabaci, 1479 nucleotides. The record is from RefSeq and is a predicted model, not a curated record. NCBI's taxonomy places the organism in Eukaryota, Metazoa, Arthropoda, Insecta, Hemiptera, Aleyrodidae.
AUGGACACUCCUCAAGAUAUUAUUUUGACGAAAGCAUCGGGCCCAACACCUGUGAUGGAUCCGCCGGAUAACAACCCCGACGGUCGCAACGCACGUACUUUAAAGCAUUGCAAAUCGGAAUCUGACACGAAAUCUACAUUUGGCGAUGACUGCGCCGAUCUUGCCCGACAAGCGAAAAGAGAGGACGGUACAUCUUCAUGUGACGGCGUUAUAUCACCUGGACCGCUCAAAGGCGAUUCCCUGUUCGGUCUCUCCGCCCGCGUAAAAGUCGAAGUAGACGUAAGUUUAACCGACCUGUUGCAUACCAGUAUUGAAAUUAAGGAAGAAGAGACCUCGCAAUCCAACCCAUCGGAACGCCCAGUAAAACGCAGUGCAAACGAUUCCGGAAAUGAUGUGCGUCAUACAUGUAAUCAUGUUCCACUAAGUGGAAGCUUUAAUGACCAACCACCCCACCAACUGCAAGAUCUCCAUGGAAUUAAACGGGAAUCUAAUGUAGAAGAAUGUAAUAGCAAAAGCGAGCCCCAUAUUGAAAGAGCAGUAUUUCCGACCAAUCGAACUGAAAUCCGAAACGAACUAGUUAAAAGCACCCAACGUUGUGUAUCUUCAACGCGUAAAAACCUUCCGAAACAAAGUAUGCGGACGCAUCAUGGCGUGAAACCUUUCAGUUGCAGCCAUUGCUCUUCUUCUUUUGGCCGCAAAGGUCAUUUAAAGCGACAUAUCCUAACGCAUACUGGCGAGAAACCUUUCAGCUGCAGUCAUUGCUCUUCUUCAUUCAGUCAAAGAAGUGCUUUAAAGGUGCAUAUCCGAACGCACACCGGUGAAAAACCUUUCAGCUGCAGUUUUUGCUCUUCCUCUUUUAGUCAAGGAAAUAUUUUAAAGAGACAUAUCCGAACGCAUACCGGUGAGAAAGCUUUCAGCUGCAGUCAUUGCUCUUCCUCUUUUAGCCUAAAACACAAUUUAAAGCGACAUAUCCUAACGCAUACUGGCGAGAGACCUUUCAGUUGCAGCCAUUGCUCUUCUUCUUUUGGCCGCAAAGGUCAUUUGAAGGUACAUAUCCGAGCGCAUACUAGCGAGAAACGUUUCAGCUGCAGUCAUUGCUCUUCCUCUUUUAGUCAAAGCAAUGCGUUAAAGGAGCAUAUUCGAACUCAUACUGGCGAGAAACCUUUCAGCUGCAGUUAUUGCUCAUCCUCUUUUAGCGGAAAACAGUAUUUAAAGCGACAUAUCCUAACGCAUACUGGCGAGAAACCUUUCAGCUGCAGUCAUUGCUCUUCUUCAUUCAGUCAAAGAAGUGCUUUAAAGGGUGAUUUAAAGGUACAUAUUCGAACGCACACUGGUGAAAAACCAUUCAGCUGCAGUCAUUGCUCUUCCUCCUUUAGCCGAAAAGAUGAUUUGAAGGUACAUAUCCGAACCUACACUGGCGAGCAACCUUUCGAAGUAGCAGUCGUCGCUCCUCCUGUUUUAGUGAAACAGAUUAUUUGA